UGGAAUUUACUUUGCAAAUGCGUUUUCAAAUCCGAUACCAAGAUGAUCGAAUGAUUUUUAAUGGUGUUGGAUCUAAUCGAUCUCAAGUCAUUAUAGGAGAAGAAGAUUUGAAGAAGGAGUUGUGGAUACCUCAUGUGUUUUUUGUCAAUGAAAAGAGCUCUGGCAUUCUCGGAACUCAAAAUCUUGAUAUUAUCACUGCAAUUCAUCCUGACGGAACUGUCAUAAUUUCAUCAAGAGUUCAAGUAUCGCUUUAUUGCUCGAUGGAGUUUCACAAGUUUCCAUUAGAUUUGCAAAAAUGUAAAUCAACAAUUGGAAGUUGGAUUUAUAACAAAUCUGAUGUCAACUUACAUUGGGAACCAGUUAAUCCAUUCGCAUUGGGUUCUGAUAAAAUCCUUACUGAAUAUACGUACUUGGAUAUUGCAUUAAAGGAAUCAGAAAUUGAUGCAUUUAAAGGGCUUCAGUAUGGAGAUAUGACUGGAAAUUAUAGUUGCUUGAUUUUUACAAUAACAUUUGAUCGUUCACUUGGAUUUUACUUGCUCACUUAUUAUUUUCCAUCAAUAAUGUUGGUUGCUAUUUCUUGGGUUUCCUUUUGGCUUCAAGCUGAUCAAACAGCACCACGAUCAAUGUUGGGUACAACAUCAAUGCUUACAUUCAUAACACUCUCAUCAUCCCAGACUAAGGCACUUCCAAAAGUCAGCUACAUCAAGAUUUCUGAAGUUUGGUCAGUUGUUUGUGCAUUGUUUAUCUUCGCAAGUUUGAUUGAAUUUACAUUUGUCAAUCUUCUAUGGAGACGUAAAAGAGAUCUUGUAUUGGAUGAGGUGGGACCUGUAAAAUUGCUAGCUGUGUACUAAAAAUAAUGAUUUCAAUGUCGUUUUACAGGUUUCAACAGCACAAAUCCUAAAGCAGACACUGACACCGAUUUUAAGACGAAAAUCAUUCCAACUUGAUCCUGAAAUAAUUCGAACAUUCUGAUACAGCCUUACAUAAAGAUCCACCUCCACAAGCUUUGGUAGCCAAGCCUCAUUACGGUCCAAGACUCUCAGUUCCAAAUCAGACACAAUAUUGCCUUGUAACACCAACAAUAAAUAUUAACAACAAUAAAAAUGUAAAAGACACAUCGAUUCCCAUACCAGGCAAUGGAUUUGACGGUAGUGAUUUCAAUAUCGAUGGAAAAACAACAUUAACUCACAAAGAAAUUGCAAUCUUACUUGACAAGGAAGCUCGUUGGGUCUUUCCAUGCGUUUUCUUCAUCUUCAAUAUUUGUUUUUGGAUAUUUGUCAGCUUUUAAUGAAAAAAGAUGUUUUGAGGAAGGAAGAUAUAACUGCUGAUUUUAAAUUCUUUUCUAUUCUUGCACAUUAGGACUGCUUAAAAGUUGCCUAUGCAAAUGAUCAGUAACUGAUCUUCUUUAUAAAUUUUUUAAAAUAAUGAAAACAAUUUCAAAUGCAAAAUAAAAGUUGCUUUGAAACUAAUAAAAGUAAUCAUCUGAGCGCCUAGUGCUCUACUGUUGUGUGAAUCAUGAUAUCUGAAUUAUCAAAUUUUUCUACAAAUGCCAUUUCCGAAACAACGAUUUUUAACACAUAUCUACUCAGUCUGUUGUCAAAAAUUGACCGUGAAGCAGUU
Molecule: messenger RNA, 1620 nt
Organism: Chironomus riparius
Lineage: Eukaryota; Metazoa; Arthropoda; Insecta; Diptera; Chironomidae
Source: the annotation of a GenBank genome assembly